Molecule: messenger RNA, 1989 nt
Organism: Callorhinus ursinus (northern fur seal)
Lineage: Eukaryota; Metazoa; Chordata; Mammalia; Carnivora; Otariidae
Source: RefSeq, a predicted model, not a curated record
GUGGUUGUUUAUAGCAGUGUUGGUUAGAGUAAGACCCCCUCCCCCUCUGUGGGGUACCUUAACUUUACUAUGUUUUUUAACCAAAAAGAAUUUCGUUUCUUUAGAACUUUUUGUACUAAAAACCAAACGACUUUUUAAUGUGACUUCCGUGUUUAUUAGCCUGUGAUCUCUCUGAUCUGUCUUUUGCUGCUCUGUGAGUGAGGUGUGGGUGACUCCUUGUCUGUAGGGAAGCUGAGGUUUGAGGGUGUGAUUCUUUGACUUGUGUGAUUGGGAAUCCUAGCUCUAAGCAAGCAUGUGGGUUUUUUACCUACAUGGAAUUGGAAUGUUUUGGCACACGGAGUAAUGUGUGUUCACUGUAAAAACAGUGGGACAGAGAAAUUAUAUGGCUCUUUCUUUGGUUCUAACCUUCUUCUGGACUCCAGAGAAAAGGAGGGCUCUUUUUCAUGAAACUUGUAAAUAGUUCACUUUUUUUCUGUCCAAGUUGAAAACUAGAUCCGACUGGUCCUGGAUCUGUGGGUGUAUUUGCUGAUUCAUAGGCGGCUGGACACAUCACGGCGUGGUGAUUGUUAGGAGCAGAAGGAGGUGCCCCUGAGCGCCAGCUCCGCGGCAUGAAUGAACGGGGGUUGACGUGGCCACAGUCCGGUGCUGAACUUGCCCACGCCCCAGGUCAGCGAGCGGAGGGACCCACACCCCAGUCGAAUGCAGAUGCCGCAGGGGAACCCGCUGCUGCUGUCAUACACCCUGCAGGAGCUACUGGGCAGGGACACUGUGCAGGUGGAGCUCAUUCCCGAAAAGAAGGGCCUUUUCCUGAAGCAUGUGGAAUACGAGGUUUCCAGCCAGCGCUUCAAGUCCUCCGUGUACAGACGGUACAAUGACUUCGUGGUUCUCCACGACAUGCUGCUGCAGAAGUUUCCCUACCGCAUGGUGCCGGCCCUGCCGCCCAAGAGAGUGCUGGGAGCCGACCGGGAGUUCAUCGAGGCCCGGCGGAGGGCGCUGAGGCGCUUCAUUAACCUGGUGGCCCGGCACCCCCCGUUCUCCGAGGACGUGGCCCUCCGGCUGUUCCUGUCCUUCAGUGGCCCUGACGUGCAGAACAAGUUAAAGGAAUCAGCUCAGUAUGUUGGAGAUGAAUUCAUGAACUGUAAGCUGGCUCCUCGGGCCAAGGACUUCCUCCCGGCCGACAUCCAGACUCAGUUAGCCGUCAGCCGGGAGCUCAUUCGGAACAUCUACAACAGCUUCCACAAGCUUCGUGAUCGGGCUGAGCGGAUUGCAUCGAGGGCCAUCGACAAUGCUGCUGACCUUCUCAUAUUCGGGAAGGAGCUGAGUGCUUUGGGGUCUGACACGACCCCGCUCCCCUCCUGGGCCUCUCUGAACAGCAGCACGUGGGGGUCCCUUAAACAGGCGCUGAGAGGCCUGUCCGUUGAAUUUGCACUGCUUGCUGACAAAGCUGCCCAGCAGGGCAAACAGGAAGAGAAUGACGUGGUGGAGAAAUUGAACCUCUUCUUGGAUUUGCUCCAGUCCUAUAAAGAGCUGUGUGAACGGCAUGAGAAGGGCGUGCUGCACAAGCACCAGCGUGCACUGCACAAGUACAGCCUGACGAGGAGGCAGAUGCUGAGCACCACCGUGCAGAGCCGCGAGCCUGACGCCGCGGAGCAGCUGGAGUCCCGCAUCGUCGAGCAGGAGAAUGCCAUCCAGACCUUGGAGCUUCGGAGCUACUUCUCCUUGUACUGCCUGCACCAGGAGAUGCAGCUGGUCCACGUCUACCUGCCCCUCACCUCCCACAUUCUCGGGGCCUUUGUCAACUCACAGAUCCAAGGGCACAAGGAGAUGAGCAAGGUGUGGAACGACCUGAAGCCCAAGCUCAGCUGCCUCUUCGCGGGACCCAACAGUUCCCUGACCCCACCGAGGCCCCUGGAGGACGGCGUGUCUCCUCAGUAGUGCCAGUGGCCUGGGGCGGGAGCCCGGGCGGCCUCACUAAAACCUCUUUCCAAA